Messenger RNA from Vespula vulgaris, 5013 nucleotides. RefSeq names its product probable E3 ubiquitin-protein ligase makorin-1. Gene Ontology annotation, molecular function: ubiquitin protein ligase activity; metal ion binding. NCBI's taxonomy places the organism in Eukaryota, Metazoa, Arthropoda, Insecta, Hymenoptera, Vespidae. Gene Ontology annotation, biological process: protein polyubiquitination. The coding region runs from base 495 to 1766 and encodes 423 amino acids. The transcript is spliced from 6 exons. The record is from RefSeq and is a predicted model, not a curated record.
GUUAUCGAUGUUCAGCAAAAAGAAAAAAGACAGUAGAAGUAUGUAUAUAUGGUUCACAAGACCUUAGGCAUGCGCGAUACAACACUAUUGUGCAUUCAUCUUCGGUUAAAUACUUGCAUAUGUGUAAUGUAUCUUAAAUGCAUAUGUGUUAUGUACAUAUAACUCUUUAACUAGCAGAAUACUACUUUGAGAUAGCAAAUAGCGAUACGAAUAGAUUGAUGUAUGCAGACGGUAGAGUGUAAGCCCUUGACAAGGAAUAAAGCGUGGAUUCGUGGAGGGUCUUGAGGGUUCUGGGAGGAGACAAGGAAAGGGCUUCUGCGUGUUGGACGGUUGGACGUUUGAUUUCAAAUCUCGUGAGGAACCCUCAAGAUUCAAUAAAAACGGUUAUUUUGCAUCGCAUGUGAAUUUAUUCGUACCGAGAUCCCCGACGGCAUUUACACGCGACUCUUUGAGAACGCGUCGUUGAUCAAUUGUUACGGCGGAAGCUUGAGAAAAUGGCCGACAAUUGGACACAUAGUAUUGUUUGCCGAUAUUUUAAAAAUGGCAUGUGUCGUGGAGGAAAUAACUGCCGAUAUCGCCAUGUUCAAACUACUCGUCACGAUUCAAGCACGAAUGACACAGAAAUAUCGUCCACUCCUUCGUCCAAUUCUACUUGUCGCUUUUUUAAAUAUGGCACAUGCAAAUUUGGCAAUCAAUGCCAUUUUCUCCAUAAUUCUGAAACCAUUGAUAAUGCUUGUACACAGACCAAUUUACGAGAAAGUUCUUCAUUAAGACAACGUACUACCACUACUUCAACUUCAGUGGAGUUAAAAAAUACCAAGGACAACAGUAUUCAUGUGGCUGAAGAAUGGGUCAAAGCUCCUGAAUUUAUACCUUCAACUGUUUCAUCAGUUGCUGGUUCUUCCACAUCCAACAAUGAAUUGUUUAAUACUUCAGGAACAUCAACUGGUACAUCCAAACCACUUUCAUAUGCUCAAGCUGUAAAUCCAACUGGUCAAGCUUCUGAUCCUUCAUUGGAACCUCUUUGCCCAUAUGCUGAAGCUACAGGAAUUUGUAAAAAACCUAACUGCACAUAUCUGCAUGGAAAUAUUUGCGAAUUGUGUAGCCAUGCAGCUCUUCAUCCAUAUAAUGAAGAACUUCGGAAAAAGCAUACAAAUGCAUGUGUUAAACAACAUGAAGUUGACAUGGAACUAUCUUUUGCUAUUCAACGUAGCAGAGAAAAAUCUUGCGGUGUCUGUUUUGAAACAAUAAUGGAAAAGUCAUCACGUGAACAAAGGUUUGGUAUUUUGCCAAACUGUAAUCACUGUUUUUGUUUAACCUGCAUCAGGAAAUGGAGACAAGCUAAACAGUUCGAUAAUAAAAUAAUAAGAGCUUGUCCAGAAUGCCGUGUCACUUCUGAUUUUGUAUGCCCUAGUAUGUACUGGGUUGAUACAAAAGAAGAAAAAGAAAAAUUAAUCAUGGAUUACAAAGAUGCAUUAAGUACUAAGGAUUGCAAAUACUUUAACAAAGGUCGUGGGAAGUGUCCAUUUGGUAAUAAAUGCUUUUAUCUACACGCUUUACCAGAUGGUACUAAAACAGACGUUGGUCCACCUGUCCGUCAGCGUCGUAAUGCCGAUUCCGAUACUGAUAUCAUACAACAAUUGAUCUUAUGGGACUUCCUUGAAGGCAGAGAUGAUCACUUGAUGUAUAUAGAUUUCGAAGAUAUUGUACCAUUCUUUUCAGACUCGGAAGAAUCUGAUUGGUCUGAUUACGAAGUAGCAUUGUAGUUGUGCUAAGUGUGCUAGUUGACUGUUGUAGCACUGCUUUGAUACUACUGUUAUCACUGCCGUUGUUGCUGCUACUAGUACUAUUCAUUUCAUUUGUCGUGUCUAGUGGUUUCAGCAGCGGAAUGAAUCAAUAGUAUUCAAAUUGUUUGAGUGAUUAUAUUGAAAAAUAUCCCAGCUUCAUUUCACCUUUUGUACGUGUGUUACAAAUAAUGAUAAUCACAUAAGAUCAAUACGUGAUUAUAAGCUUGGUAAUUUAAAUAAGUACUACAAAUAGUUGGUCAUACAAAGUUUUAGAUUUAUAGCAAUAGAACGUACUUAUUAAAUAUCCUAUUACCUGUGGAAUCAUUUCUUUUUCACGUUAAAACUAAUUCUACCGCAGUUAAUAAUUGAUUAUAAAUAUUCUAAUUGAAUCGUACGUCGGAAUACUUAACCCUUUCAGCGCUGAAAUUUUUAAUGACACGCAUAUAUAAUGCGCUGUCCACUUACUGUGAUAAAACACACUGGACUGAAUACUUUUUUACGUUUUAUGUGUGUGCUCUGUCGGCAUCGUACGCUAUAUUAUUUCACACACUAUUGUAUACUGCAAAAUAUUCAAUAAAAAUAUUUAUUUAAAGUUUAUCGAUAAUGUGAUCGGAUUACUUUGUAUUAAAAUGACGAUUAGGUAUAUAAAUAAUUACAAAAUGCAUACGUGAUUAUAGUAUAUUCUGAUACAUUCAUAUUUGAACGUAUAUACGAGUUCGAAAUAAUAUAAAGUCCAUAGCGCUGAAAGGUUUAAAGUAUUCUAAAUGCGCAUUAAUGUGUUUAAUUUAUAUUAAUAUUGUAUAGAAAUUAUAAACUCUUAUGUGUUUAUUCUGAUAUAGAAACAUAAUUUUUGUUGCAUCAAGAGAGCCAAGAUUAAUGUAACAUUAAAAGUGAUAAUUGCUAGAGUUUGUUUAAUUGAAAUUAUGAUAAACCUCCAAUAUAAAAUAUUUUAGUCAGUCUUGCUCUAAUCCAUACUCAAUGUUGAAUCAUAUUAUUCUCCAUAAAAUAUACAAACUGUGUGGACUUUAUAGUUAGUUUCAGUUUUUUAGUAACGAUCAACUUUUUUCCUAUGUUAUGGUUUCCAUAAAACUGAUAAAAUUAUAAUAAAUGAGAGCAUUAAAUAUUUUAUAUUCUUCAUACAAUGUAUAUACUUUUUACAAUUUCAUUUUAUAAUUUGAUGUUUUGUUAUGCUUGAAAAAAAAAUUGUUAAUGUAAUUUAUUUCCAAUAAACUAUUGUAAUAUAUUUUUACCUAUGAGAAAUUAUUUUUUAAUAUUAAUAUUUAUAUACAUAUUUAUGGAGAAUAAAACAGUAUACUAUAUCAAAUAUAGAGCAAAUGAAGAUCUGAUAAGUAUACUAUAUUGUCAACUAUUCACUUUAAAAGUUGCAGUUAUACAUUGCCGCCUACCUCUUAUAUUAUGGCUCUGCGAAUCUUUAAAAAUUUCUUUAAAUUAUUAAAAUUGUAUAGUGUUAUUCUCUACAAUUGAUACUGAUAGACUAUUCAUAUAAAUGCGUACGCUCAUAUAAAUAUAUAUAUAUGUGAGGAUGUGUGAAUGAAGUGAAACAGAUUAGUGAACGAGAUACAAAAAGACUUUGGCACUAUUUGUGAGUAAUAAAUUAGUGGUUGAACAUGGCUUUCACAGAAAUUAUAAGCUAGUGGACAAACAAUGAAGAACUGUUACAUUUAGCGGGCUUUGAAUUAUAACGAAAUUAACUGAUUUUAUAGCCCGCAUUCCAAUGAUAUCUCUAUAUAUAUUACGUUUUUAUAAAAAUAUUAUAUAUAAUAGCGGCACGUCCCUAAUAACGUCUACGUCAUGCAACAAAAAAUUUAUCUAUUAUCCUACACGAAUAAUUGUAGCAAUGCGCAAAAAGCUCCAUUAAAGUUGCAUAAAUUAACAAUAAUGGAAAUAUAUUGAUAAUUGCUUUCAAUUUACAAAGAUUUGUAAUAUUUUUUUAAGUAUCUAAUCAAACUGUUUUCAUUCAUUGUUAUGAUGUAAUAUUCUCAUAGGAUGUUUCAUAUAUACUUUUAAACUAUCUUUUCAAUACUAUUUUUUUAAAACAGCAUGUGUCUAUCAUUAUAUAAUAAUUCCAUAUCGUAAUAUUUUAAUAAAGUGGCUACGUUUAUUAUCUUUUAUCCUAAUAAAGAAUAUGUCUACGAUUUUAUUACGUAUUCGUUAUUAUUUUAUGUAAAAGUACAGUCAGAUUAUAUAUAUUAAUAUAAGUCAGAGUAUAACGUUAAUUAUCGAAAUUCUUUUUACAAAAUUACUUGUGAGCGACUUUAUUAAAAAUUUAGUACUGAUAACAUCUACAAUCGAUGUAUAUGUACCUGUUAGAGUUAUUUGUUAUAUUUUUUGUUUUAUUAUAUAUUUAUAUUCCAAAUUAACUCGCAUACUAAUUAUCUCACUUAUACGAUAUUAUUUUGUAAACUAAUUAAGUAUUUGUCAAACCUUAAAAAUGUUUUUCAUGUUUUUUCUAUCUGUACUUAGUACAAUAUAGUUUACAUUCAGUAACCCUUACAUUUGGAGCAUAAUGGUUUAAUUGUAUUUAAGAUAUAUUUUGUGGUACAUAUAUGUUGACUAAUAUUAUAUCCUGAAAGAUGAACAUAUGUACUAUAUGAUAUGUAUCAUAAUUGCUUUGUGUUAUUUUUUAUUUUGAGGAUGAGAAAGGAGAGAUAAAUAACAUUCUUAAUAUUAAUAGCUUUUUUAUAAAUUAUACUAUGGAGGUCUCUUUUGUAAUCGUUUUAAACAGGCAAUUUUUAUAUUUAUUUAUUAUGCUUUGAUUUCCAAAAUAAUUAUGAAAAAUAAUCAUACCUAAAAUUGCUUUUCUUAUAAGAGCAUUAAAAUAAUAAUAAUAUUAAAAUUCAUAUAAGAGGAUUAAUAAAUGAAUAAAUUAUUGGCAACGCAUAUCUGUAAGAAAAAAAUUCUAAAAAUUAUAAAAAGAGAACUCUUUUGUCUCUACAUUUAAAUGUUUAAUGUAAGUUAAAAUUAUUUUAUAUUAUCUUUAUAUAAUAAGAUUAGAUACGAAUUUCUUCUAUGUUAUAUAUUUUUUAAAAAGUGUGCCACACAAUACAUGUAGUAAACACCUCUAAUAUUAAUGAUUCCCACUUUCUCACUGUCAGCUAUAUAUGCCCUUGUUAAUUAAUUAAAAUUAUUACUGAUUAUAGAACGUUUAUAUUACAAUUAUAAGAAAAACACAAUUUAUUCUGUAAUAAAUAAAUACAAAUCGUUU